Molecule: messenger RNA, 748 nt
Organism: Phlebotomus papatasi
Lineage: Eukaryota; Metazoa; Arthropoda; Insecta; Diptera; Psychodidae
Product: peptidoglycan-recognition protein SC2-like
Exons: 2
Coding region: 30-608 (192 amino acids)
Biological process (GO): peptidoglycan catabolic process; innate immune response
Molecular function (GO): N-acetylmuramoyl-L-alanine amidase activity; peptidoglycan binding; zinc ion binding
Source: RefSeq, a predicted model, not a curated record
AUACUUUGUCAGUGAAGUUUACCGUGAACAUGAAUCGUUUCUUAGCAACACUUGCCGUUCUGUGCGUGGCUUUUGCCGCUGCUCAAGCCACCUGCCCCACGAUCAUCACUCGUGCUCAAUGGGGAGCUAGGAAUGCCAAUACCGGUGCCCUCCCACACGUUCCAGCCCCCUUCGUGGUGGUUCACCACACAGCCGGAGCCUUCUGCUCCACCCAGGCUGCCUGCGCCCAGCAAAUGCGUAACAUCCAGAGCUGGCACAUGGAUGGCAAUGGCUGGGCUGAUAUUGGUUACAACUUCUGCGUUGGUGAGUGUGGUCUUGCCUACGAAGGUCGCGGAUGGCGUCGUCAGGGAGCUCAUGCCCCACCAUACAACAACCAAUCCGUCGGAGCCUGCGUCUUCGGUACCUUCACUUCCCGUGUGCCCAAUGCCGCUGCCCAGCUUGCCCUUCAGCGUCUCAUCAACUGUGGCGUUGGCGGUGGACACAUUGCCAGCAAUUACUGGCUCAUUGGACAUCGUCAGGCUUCUGCCACUGCCUGCCCAGGCAAUGCCUUCUUCAACCUCAUCCAAACAUGGCCACGCUUCAAUCCCAAUCCCAGCCCAAGGAUGUAAGUCACCAAUCUGACUGAAUGGAACAACAACAACGCAAGGACAACUACUCAUCGUCGUUCUUCUCUUACUCGUGUAUGACUGAAGCAUGGACAUGAUAAGAAGGAGGAAAAAUAAACUGAAGAAACCUUUCUAACAAAAAA